Chelonus insularis is the source of this 5608-nucleotide messenger RNA. It is a transcript of the gene mAChR-B, whose product is annotated as muscarinic acetylcholine receptor. Lineage: Eukaryota; Metazoa; Arthropoda; Insecta; Hymenoptera; Braconidae. The coding region runs from base 588 to 3347 and encodes 919 amino acids. Gene Ontology annotation, cellular component: plasma membrane; dendrite. The transcript is spliced from 5 exons. The record is from RefSeq and is a predicted model, not a curated record. Gene Ontology annotation, biological process: synaptic transmission, cholinergic; G protein-coupled receptor signaling pathway, coupled to cyclic nucleotide second messenger. Gene Ontology annotation, molecular function: G protein-coupled serotonin receptor activity; neurotransmitter receptor activity.
GUGUCUGUUGCAUCACGGCGUUAUUCGGUUUUGAUUCAGGUAGAAAUAUAUCAGAGACGAUGUUUUAAAUAUUUAAGAAUACGCUCUUCUUUUAAACUAUCUCCAACCUUUAUCCCGUCUUCCUGUUUGCAUCUAACUUUAAUUGUCUUUCAAUAUUUUGCCAAUGUAAUGUGGUGGAAGAACAAAAACAGACUCAACCUAGUGAAUAAUCAUUUAGUUGAUAUUCUUACAAUAAAUAAUCGCAAAAAUUAUCAUAUUUAUUAGGACGUUUUUAAAUUUUGAAAUAUAAAAGUGAUUUUUUCAUUGCCAUUAUUUGUAUUAUUGAUAAUAUUAAUAUCAAUUAGAGUCUUUGUGUUAAGAGAAUAGUGUCGAUUUAAGUGUAAAAACACUAUUAAUUCAGUGAACAAAUAAUGACUUUAAUUUGUUGAAAGUUUAAUAAGUUUUGUAUGACUGUAUGCUUCUCAUCAAGUCCAGGCGACUAGGUAUUCAAGAAUGUCCUGGAGAUGACUCGAGGGUAUUGAGGAGGCCGAGGUGAAGUUGGAAGUGGCCACGAAUGAGAAGUUUUAUCUAAACGUGGCGGGAGGAGUAUGAGAACAGGGAUGGAGGGUAACAACGAUACAGAGAGUAGUCUCAAUUUAACCGAGACGAACCGUACGUCAUCAGUUUACACGAUCGGCACCGAUUUUAUAACUAAAUGGAGAGUGACACGAAUUCAAAAACAACCAAAACAGAUUUGUCGUUUUGUUUCUGAUCAUCUGAGUGCAGAAUGUACACAAUGGAACGGCACUUGGUUUGAUUCAAAUGAUCCACAUAUAUUUAGUGGAGAGUAUAGUAAACUACUUCCAGAGUGGACUUGGAACAAUUUUACGAACUUUACAAAUUCAUCUUAUACAGAAGACGAGUCAGUUGAAUAUACUCCACCUUUCGAACUCUGGCAGACAAUUCUAAUAGCAUUAUGUCUGGCUGCGUGUAUAGUUUUAACAAUUGGAGGUAACAUUCUCGUACUAUUGGCAUUCAUCGUCGACAGAACAAUAAGACAACCGAGUAAUUACUUCAUCGCAUCUUUAGCUGCUACUGACAUGUUGAUUGGCACUGUUUCCAUGCCAUUCUACACUGUGUACGUGCUAAUGGGUUCAUGGGAUCUGGGUCCUCUACUAUGUGAUUUAUGGCUUUCGGUGGAUUAUACUGUCUGCCUAGUAUCUCAAUAUACUGUAUUAUUGAUCACCAUCGAUCGAUUUUGUUCAGUCAAAAUAGCCGCCAAGUAUCGAAGCUGGCGAACCAAAAACCGGGUCAUUUGGAUGGUCACUAUCACUUGGAUCAUUCCUGCACUUUUGUUUUUUAUUAGUAUUUUUGGAUGGGAACAUUUUGUUGGCUAUCGAAAUCUUAAACCGAAUGAAUGCGCUGUUCAAUUCCUAAAAGAUCCAGUUUUUAACACUGCCCUGAUUAUUACGUACUAUUGGACAACACUUGUGGUUCUUUUUAUUCUUUAUGGUGGAAUAUAUAAAACAGCCUAUGAUAUGCAAAAGAAAAGUGAAGCAAAGCAAAGAAAAAUGCAAUCAAUGGUAGCUCUUAGUGCUGGUGCCAUGUCUGGAAUGGCUGGUAGAGCAGCAGGAAUUGGAAUCACGAAGCCGACGAAUACAAUGCUUUGUCAAGAUAAACUAAAAGGUCCUAGUGAUGGAACAUCGACUACAAGUAUUGAUGGUACUGCUCCAGCCCCAACUGAUUACACUAAAGAAGAAAAUGAAAAUACAUCUGCUAGAAAAUCAUCCACGCAACAUAAUCAGAGUCAAAAUACUGCGAAUAAACUCAAGUCUGGAAUGAGUUCCUCUGAAGUAGAAAAAUCUGAACGAUCAAGUAGCCCGGCGUUUGAUUCUGAUGAAGACAGCGCUGCUGCUUCAACAUCAACCAAUCAGCAAUCAACUUUACCUAGAAAACGUUCAUCUAUUGCUGGAAUUAUGAUGCAAACUGGUGCAUUACAUGUAUUUGCUACCAAUGGCAGAUUAAAUGGUAUUGUUCCGGUGAACGUAGAAAUGAAUCCAAUGGUAAAAAAAUACUCUCCUACCACACCAGAAGCGAAAACUCAAACACUGCCGAAGAUUCAAGAACACAGUCUAGUUGAUGGUGAAAAUACAUCUGAACAUGUGGUAGAGCAUGAAAAAACUAGCAGUACUUUGACACCUGAACCAUCUUUAAAAUAUAAUGAAAUUGAUUCAACUCAAACUAUUAAACCCGUUAAUGAAACGCCACCUCCAGAAAUAAAAAAUAAAAGCUCAUCUUCUGGAGGACAACAGAGCAUAAUUCCUCCACCCACACAAUUUCAGGGUAGUUUACCAGCAUCGGAAAGCACCUCAACAUCUUCUUCAAUUGAUAAAACCAAGUCUUUAUUAGGUCAAGGACAAGGCUCUUAUGACAUCAUGAGUGGAUUGGACGGCGCUGAUCUAAGGUACAUGGAUGAAAGUUCAAUAAUAGUACCAAGUCCUUCCUAUGAAAGUCCACCAUCUUCUUUCUCCCUUAGUCUUGUGAAUCCUCUUUCAACGGCUCCAUCGUCUCCUGUUCUUGGACAUACUGGAACAUCAGCAGCCAACACUAGUCUACUGCAAGCUGCUCUGAUUAGAGCAACGGCUCAACAAAGCGGAACUAUUCAACCUCCUGUACAUUGCCCUCAAGUUUCGCACGCUUCAUGUCAAACUCAACCACCAAGAGUUUUUGUAACGCAUCAAAUUAAUGCUUCAUCACAAACCUCACCAACGGUUAGUAAAGUCAACACUGAGGUUUCCGUCAAGGUUGAAAAUACCAAACGUCAACCAAUAACUACUGUAGUCAAUACGCCUAUUGAGUCAUCCAAUAGCACAACGACUGAUCAUAAGGUUAAUAAUCCACCACAAAUAUCUUUAUCUAGCAGUGCGGUUCCAGUAGCUUUAUCAACAGGUUCUAAUAGAGAAUCAAAAAGACAAUCAAAAAAAGACAAUGAUCAGGAGGAUGGUACAACUGGAUCUAGAAAAGAUUUUGUAAAGUCAAUAGGUCGACGUUUAAAAGCAAAAACUCAAAAAAAAGAUUUCACUUUUGGUAGGCAAAAAUCGAGAACAGAAAAUCGUGCAAGAAAAGCUUUUAGAACAAUUUCAUUUAUUUUAGGUGCUUUCGUUGCAUGCUGGACCCCUUAUCAUGUAAUGGCAUUAGUUGAGGGUUUUUGUUCAAAUCGGCCAUGUACUAAUGAACACUUAUACAUGUUCUCCUACUUUCUUUGUUAUGCAAAUAGUCCAAUGAAUCCUUUUUGUUAUGCGCUUGCUAACCAACAGUUUAAAAAGACAUUUACAAGAAUAUUGAAAGGCGAUUUUCAUAUGACGUAAAACAUUAAUAUAAAUCCUAGAAUAAUUGCCGUAAAUAAACUGAAAUACUGAGUAUGGUGUAUGGACAAUAAUUUAGUUGACAUGUUUUUAUGGUAAUAGGACUAUAUAUACAUAAAUAUAUAUAUAUACAUAAUAAUUGAGAGAAUGACUACUGGAAUAAUAUGUUCGAUGAUCAUUGUGUAAAUAUAAUUUAAUUAGUAAUAGUAAAUAUCUUUUUGAAAGUUAAUCGAAGGUGUAUAUAAUGUACAUGUAUGUGUGAAUAACUGGAUAUUGUUUUCAAAGCAACACAAAUGCUGUGAGAUAUUUUUGUGGUUAAUAAUAACCGUGCCACGCUAAUAAUAUCGAUAAAAAAUAUAAUUACAACAAUAAUAAUAAUAAAAAUCAUAACAAUAAUUCUACAAUUGUAUAUCUACGCACAUCUGUAAUUAAUUAAUAUAAUCCAUCGACGCUAAAAUACUGCUUGACUAUUUAGUAUUCUCAUAUUACCGAAAGAACAUAUAAUCAUAAAAAUCAAUUAUUAAAAUUUCUAGUUAUAAAUUCAAACAGUUUUUGCGAUAAAUACGCUGCGAAAGACGUAAAGUGAAAAAAUAAUAGUGAACAAUUUUUUUUGAAGGAAGAUAUUCAAUACUCAAGUUUUACAUGACAAUGCAAAAAAUAAAAGAAAUUUUUACCUAAGUUUUUUCUUUGACGCUGUCCCAGAUUUGAAGAUUCAGUGGAUCAUAAAAAGAUCUAGAUGCACUGCCAAAAGUAGCCUACUGUAAUAAAGGCCUUUUUUUAACAAAAAAAAAAAAAUAAAUAAAUUCUUAGAAUCUGCAACAGUGUCGAGGGGACAUUUGCAUAUAGGUAGAUAAAAAACUAGAAAAAAUAGAAUAUUACGAUUAUGUGAGGUAUAGUAAAGAAUGUAGGUGACAACGGUAGAAUAAAUGUAGAACUCAGGUGGAAAACUGGCAAGAUUGGUAGAAUUAUUAAUCGCGUGUACGAGCUUUGUGCGUUGUUAUAUUAUACGCGAUCUAGAUAUUGUGAUGUGGCUCUGAGUAAGUGGAUCUGAAGAACUUCAGAUGAGUGCCUCGUCGCUUAUGAGCCCCCCGACGACUAGGCCCUCACAAUGUUAUUAUCUUUUACACUUAUUCACCGCUCACAGAUUUUACACUUAAUUUAACUUCAUUAUAAUUAUCGUAAGAAAUCGAUAUAUUAGAUGUAAAAUAGUAAUGGACCGUGUAUCAUUGUCCUUUCUCUUUGCUUUUAUUAUCAUAAUCCAGCAGCUUUCAAUGAUGCUAGAAAAUAUUAUCAAUAUUAUUGGCAGCCACGUCUUUGAAUGCGUACAUUCAAUUCCUUCCAUGACUGUCAUCUUUGUUCACUUCGCUGGUCGAAGUUAUUUCUCCCAUGUCCUUCGAUUUUCUUUUACAAAUAUGCAUAUAUAUUUACUACUGUACAAUUUUAAUGAAAUCAUGUCAAUUUAUUACAUUUAAAGUAAUUAUUGAGAACUUCUUCUUGUAAAUACUAUGUAGACUAGGAUAUUGUAGUUCAUAUCAAAAUAGGAAAUUAAUAUAUAUUAAUAUAUAUAUAGUCAACAAAACAAAACAUUAUGCAGUUAAUAGAUCAUAAUAGUUUUUGUGCAAUUUUAAACCAAAUAAAUUGGCAUAUACCUGACGGAUUAGAGGAAUCUGAUGAAAUAAAAUACUUCCUACUCUACUUAAGAUUAAAUUAGUGAUACUAAAUAUUUAUUUAUUUGCAAAUUUUUAAUAUAGAACACACAUUCAUCAUGUUUUGAAACCUUGGACACUACCUCAAAAAAUAUAUCUGCAAAUUGAUAAUAUCGAGACGUGUAAUAAUCAAAUAUACUUGAAUGAAUCAAUUAGGUGAAUUGCGAAGCCAAUGAUUAGGCGAUAUCAAUGGUCGUUUAUUGGCCUAAAUCAAAUAAAUUACGACUCUUCAACAUUUACAAACACAAACGUGACUACAUAACCAUGGCACAUUUGUAGCAUGUAUAAAUAAUGAUUAUAACAUAAAUUGUAUUAUUUAAAAGAAAGAAAGAUGUAACAUCAGCAUGGAAAAUAAUAUUUUCAUUUAUGCAAUGUGUAGAAAAGUAUGAAUAUAUGUACAUAUAAAAACAUUAUAAAGCAUAGAACAUAAAAGUUUUAUGCGUGCUUUGCCUGACAAUCUGAUGAGCGCAAAUAGAACAAUAAUAGAGCAAUUAUUGAAAAUAAUAUAAUAAUAUUAAAUUUGAAUCCAAUCUAUUGGAUUAUUUACUGAAGUUCAAA